AUGGAUGGAGCCUUCGGUUCUCGUUCCUACUUUAAACCCGCAGACUACAUCGUCUGUGGGGUGAUGAUUCUGGCGUCCGUAGCCAUCGGUCUGUACUACGGAUUGAAAGGAGGCGGUCAGCGUACCUCCGCUUCAUACAUUCUAGCCGAUCGCAGCAUGACAUUAGUUCCCGUCACUCUCUCCCUUCUUGCUAGUUUCUUCUCAGGAAUCUCCCUGCAAGGCUACCCAGCUGAUGUCUAUUACCACGGCCCGACUGUCUUCUGGAUGGCUGUCCCCUUCCUCCUGGGGGGCGUUCUGUGUUGGAAAUUCUUCCUACCAAUGUUCUACAGACUUGGUAUGGCUUCAGCUUACGAGUACCUGGAACUACGUUUCAACCACGCGGUCAAGAUAUGUGGCGUGAUGUCCUUCCUGAUUUUCUCCGUGCUUUACUCUGGUGUGGUCGCCUUUACCGCUUGUGUAGCCUUGACUGCAGUGACUGGUAUCAACGUGGAAGUUGCCAUCGUUGGUCUGUGCGUUGUCUGUGCCAUCUACACCGUUAUCGGAGGAAUCAAGGCAGUUUUGUGGACUGACAGUCUUCAGAUGCUUCUGAUGCUAACAACGACCAUCGCUAUAAUCGCCAAAUGCUCCAUGACACUUGGCAUCGGGAACGUAUGGCAGAUAGCUUCCACGGGAUCCAGAACCAAUUUCUUUUACUUCAACUCCGAUUUGACGGACUUUUACAACGGGUGGAGUUUCAUCGGACAGACGAUGUUCUUAGGGGUUGUUAUCACCAAUCAGUACAUGGUGCAGAGACUGGUCAUCUGCAAAUCAGAGGCGGUGGCCAGAGCAUCCUUUAUUUGCUAUUCGUUUGGAGUCAUAAUUUUCCAAAGUCUUCUGUUUUUGGUGGGGAUCAGCAUUUAUGCAUAUUACGAGGGAUGCGACCCUAGCACCAUGGGGUACAUGACUAAAAAUGAUCAGAUUGUACCGUAUUUCAUCGUGGACGUGUUCAGUGACUUGCCUGGAAUUCCAGGCUUGUUGCUGACAGGAUUGUUCGGCGCUGCGUUGAGUACACUGUCGUCUGUCUUCAACGCAUCUGCCACCCUUGUCGGUGAACAUUUCGUGAAGCCAUAUUGGAAGGACCUCAAAGACAAGGGCUACACUGUGGCUCUCAAAGUAAUCGCUGUUUUUGCGUCUGCUGCAGCACUCGGCAUGGCAUUCCUAAUUCCGGUUGUCGGUGAUGCAAUACCGGUGGUGCUCACUUUUGCUGGGUGCAGUACAGCAGGCUGCUUUGCGCUGUUCAUCAUCGGCGUCUUCUGUCCUUUCUGUGGAUCCAAGAGUGUUGUAACUGGCUUCGUGGUCGGAUUGAUCGUGGCAGUGACAAUGUCAGUGGGUUGUAUCAUCCACCAAGUCAAACCGGACAACCUGCCACUAUCAGCAGAGAUGUGUCUGAAUGAGACUUACAUGGACAUGAACGACACUCUGGUGACAGCUACAUCCUUAGCUACACAGCUGCCGUUGGUGACAACCCUCAAUCUUACAUCACAGAUAAUGAUGACGGAAAGUAACACAAACAGAUCUGAGGGUCCGGUGAUAUUUUCUUUGGCCAAGUCCUGGUUGUCUCUGUUAACAUUUCUGACAACCAUUCUAGCGACAUUAUGUGCUACUUUGGUCACAGGAACAAACGACACCUCCAGUAUGGAUCCCCGUUUGGUUAUUUGGAAGAUCAAGACUUCGUUUGUUCCCAGUGAGAAACCUCAGAUCCGCGGAAUUGGGGAGUAUUCUCCCCUAUCAGACAUGGAAUGUGAGGGUCUCAACAACAAAGACGUCUCUAACGGGAAAUGUGAGAACGAUUCAACCGAAGCCAUUGCCAUUCGUGGGAACGAAUCGACCGUAGAAUUCGUAACUGCCAUGUGA
Molecule: messenger RNA, 1893 nt
Organism: Patiria miniata (bat star)
Lineage: Eukaryota; Metazoa; Echinodermata; Asteroidea; Valvatida; Asterinidae
Product: sodium-coupled monocarboxylate transporter 1-like
Exons: 15
Coding region: 1-1893 (630 amino acids)
Biological process (GO): sodium ion transport; transmembrane transport
Cellular component (GO): membrane
Molecular function (GO): symporter activity
Source: RefSeq, a predicted model, not a curated record